Messenger RNA from Erythranthe guttata (spotted monkey flower), 1261 nucleotides. RefSeq lists its product as uncharacterized. Lineage: Eukaryota; Viridiplantae; Streptophyta; Magnoliopsida; Lamiales; Phrymaceae. Gene Ontology annotation, cellular component: membrane. The record is from RefSeq and is a predicted model, not a curated record.
ACAGAUGUGGCGUUGGAUUUGGUCAAUAAGUACCCGUAUUUGGCCACACUAGCGUUUCCGGAUGGUCGGUGUGCUUUGUGGACUAUAGCUGGAAACAAAUCAGCUUUCUCGGAUGGCGGCGAUGAUGGACGGCGCUUCAGAUUCCGGGAGCAUCUCGUGAAUAUUCUCUUCAGGCCUGGAGUAACUAGCACCAUGGAAAAGAGUAUGAUGAUGAAUCAACAAGCAACGAGUCUCGUGAAAUGCUUGUGCAAGAAAUUAAUGGAAUCCGAGAGUUUUCUGGAGGCUCUAGACAUGGCUACAAGCUCUAUCUUCGCUGCAACAAAUUCAGGGAACUACGAAGUUGUAGAAAUGAUCGUAGAGGCAUUCCCGAAUGUUAUCUAUGCUGUGGUACCGCUUUCCAGACAGCCCAUAUUCCACGUGGCAGUUCUAAGCCGCUCUGAGAGUGUCUUUAAUCUCAUACAACAAAUGAGUGAUCAUAAAUACGUACACUUAGACAUCGAAGACGAUGAUGGAAACAACCUGUUGCACGCCGCUGGAAAACUCGCACCAUCUCACAAACUCAACGAGAUUUCUGGCGCAGCUCUCCAAAUGCAGCGGGAAAUGCAAUGGUACAAGCAAGUCGAGAAAACUAUGAACCCUAGUUCGAGAAAACGAGAGAACAAGCAAGGAAAAUCUCCUAAUAUGGUUUUCACGGAGGAGCACAAGAAAUUGAAAGAGGAAGGAGAGAAAUGGAUAAAAGACACCUCAGAAUCGUGCACCAUUGCAGCGGCAUUGAUUGUCACAAUAAUGUUCGCAGCGGCUAUUACAGUGCCAGGUGGCAAUGAAAGCGACACUGGCUUCCCUGUUUUCGCCAGGGAAAAAGUGUUCCUCGUGUUUGCUAUUUCCGAUGCUAUCUCACUCUUCGCAUCCACUACUUCUCUGUUGAUGUUCUUGUCUAUCUUGACAUCACGCUAUGCAGAAGAAGAUUUUCUGAGUAAUUUGCCGAAGAGAUUAAUUAUCGGCCUUGGAACACUUUUUCUUUCAAUAACGUUUAUGAUGGUGGCUUUUAGUGCGACACUGUAUUUAGUGUUUGGCCGGAAGAAUGCGUGGGUGCUCAUUCCAGUGGCGGCGCUGGCCUGCUUGCCGGUUACGUCAUUUGUGUUCUUGCAGUUCCCACUUCUCGCCGACUUGAUUUCUUCCACAUUUGGCCCUGGAAUUUUUCGUAAACAAAGUAAUCGUCCAUUCUACUGAUCAGAGGUGGCAUUGGGGGUGUUAAUUUAAU